Molecule: messenger RNA, 924 nt
Organism: Closterium sp. Naga37s-1
Lineage: Eukaryota; Viridiplantae; Streptophyta; Zygnematophyceae; Desmidiales; Closteriaceae
Source: the annotation of a GenBank genome assembly
AUGCUGGCCUUUGUUCUGCGCAUAUCCCCAGUUCUCCCCUCAGGCAGGCCACUUCCCAACCCAAGCCGGACACGUGACCCCGUGGCUGAGAUUUCAUCUCCUCUCUUCCCUCCUCCUCACCUUCCUCAUUUUUCAGCCAGCCCACUUCCCACCCAAGCCAGACAUGCUGAGCUGGCAUGUGCUGACGUGGCACGGGUGCGGCUGCAAGGCGUGUUUGCAGAGUUUGAGGAGGAGCCAGUUUGGUCUGCAUUCAUUGCCCAGCUUUUCUCCCCUGCUGCCGUGCUGCCCAUCCCCAUGCGCGCGCCAUCAGCUGUGCCAGGUGCGCGUGCGGGUGGGCAGGCAGAGCGAGGAGCAGCGGCGGGCGGCGUGGGAGGAGCAGCACGAGUGGGAGCAGCACUCACUCCCUGGGCAUGCACGGCUGCUUCCUUCCUCAAGGUAGCGCCACAGCAGGGAAUCUUCCCCUCAAGGUGGCGUGCAGCAGCCGGGCUCAAGCAUCCGAUGCAGCCUCAGGAGACGGCGGUCUCAGAAACCUUUCCGUCACCCGUGCAGCUUCCUCCCUCGCUUGCUCUUCCCCUGCGUUCCCCCCUUCCCUCGCCCCUUGCCCACCCACUCCUUCUCCGUCUGACAUAUUCCCCUCUGCCCCACUGCCACUCCCUGUACCAACACCAGCACAACCCCUUGCAUCGCUCUCACUCAAUCCCAUCACAGCUCCCCUGCCCCCCCUCUUCCCCGCCCCCAACUCCCCUCCUCCACUGUCCUUUCUUUCCAUGUACCCUUGCGUCUGCUCCCACCUCCUGUGAGCUCAAUGCCACGCCGUCUCCUCCCACUGCUGCCACCCUCGGCACCGCUCCUGGCUGCUGGGUGGGGAGAAGCGGGAGACCGUGGUGGGACACAGAUAGUAAGGGUGUUGAUAAGGAGGAGUGA